Messenger RNA from Chenopodium quinoa (quinoa), 863 nucleotides. RefSeq names its product cytochrome c-like. Gene Ontology annotation, molecular function: heme binding; electron transfer activity. Gene Ontology annotation, biological process: mitochondrial electron transport, ubiquinol to cytochrome c; mitochondrial electron transport, cytochrome c to oxygen. Bases 183 to 524 code for a protein of 113 amino acids. NCBI's taxonomy places the organism in Eukaryota, Viridiplantae, Streptophyta, Magnoliopsida, Caryophyllales, Amaranthaceae. Gene Ontology annotation, cellular component: mitochondrial intermembrane space. The transcript is spliced from 3 exons. The record is from RefSeq and is a predicted model, not a curated record.
UCGUCCAUUAAUAACUAGGCUACCAGAAGACUGAAGACAGGUUUCUUGAUAAAAAAAAAGAUAAAAAUCCUUCUACUUUCCAGAAGUUUCUUCAAUUUUCUAAAUUUCCCACUUUAUUUUCCAUUUUCUUCCUCUGAUUUCCAGGCUAAUUGUAGCAAGUUAAACAAUCUUUGUUACUAAAAAUGGCUAGUUUUAGCGAAGCACCAGCAGGAAACAAAGAUUCAGGAGCCAAGAUUUUCAGGACUAAAUGUGCUCAGUGCCACACCGUCGAAAAAGGCGCUGGUCAUAAGCAAGGUCCGAAUCUAAAUGGUCUUUUCGGUAGGCAGUCAGGCUCAGCUGCAGGAUAUUCUUACUCUUCUGCUAACAAGAAUAAGGCCGUUUUGUGGGGAGAAGAUACAUUGUACGACUACCUGCUGAACCCAAAGAAGUACAUUCCUGGAACAAAGAUGGUUUUCCCUGGUUUGAAGAAACCACAAGAUCGUGCAGACCUGAUCGCGUAUUUGAAAGAAGCUACUGCUGAAUAAUUGCGAAGUAUCCAUUUUCUUGCUGGAGAUAACAUCUAGAACUUCUCAUUCGCACGACUGCGCGAAAGGAGCUUGCAAUAAUUGUUUUUCAAAUAAAAUUCAGCAUGAUUCUUUGUUAUUUAGGCUAUAAACUUGGGUUAUUAUGGGUCUUUUGUUCUUCCUUCCAUAUUGCAAUUCUUUGCUGUUUAGGCUGAUCAAUGAAGCAUUGUCUUUGGACCGAAGUUAAUUGAUGAAUAAGAACUUUGUAUUAUUUCUACUGAUAAAUGAUGUUUAUUUUGUGGGAGAUACAGUUUCUCAUUGUCAUUAAAUAUGAACUUGUAGCUCAAUUUCAUCUGCUCA